AUGGUGCACAGAUUUGUUUUUCUUUCUAUUCUCUUUUUAUUCCCACUGUACAGCCUAAUCUAUCAACUCCACUUUUAUCACAUCUGUCUAUUACAACCAACUCCUAUCUAUCUAUCUAUCUAUAUAUAUAUCUAUCUAUCUAUCUAUCUAUCUAUCUAUCUAUCUAUCUAUCUGAGUCUGUUUUCUUUAUAUCUAUCUCAAUCUCUAUCUAUGUCAGUUUCUUUUUCUUUAUAUCUAUCCAUCUAUUUAUCUAUUUCAGUUUGUUCCUAUCUAUCUAUCUAUCUAUCUAUCUAUCUAUCUAUCUAUCUAUCUGUAUAUCUCAGCUCAUUUCUGUUAAUGUUAAUCUCUCUCUUAUCUACCUAUCUAUCUGUCUGUUUUCUUCAUAUCUAUCUAUCUCAAUCUCUAUCUAUGUUUGUCUCUUUUUCUUUAUAUCUAUCUAUUUCAGUUUGUUCCUAUCUAUCUAUCUAUCUAUCUAUCUAUCUAUCUGAGUCUGUUUUCAUCAUAUCUAUCUCAAUCUCUAUCUAUAUAUCUAUCUCAAUCUCUAUCUAUGUCAGUUUCUUUUUCUUUAUAUCUAUCCAUCUAUCUAUCUAUUUCAGUUUGUUCCUAUCUAUCUAUCUAUCUAUCUAUCUCAAUCUGUUCAUAUCUAUCUAUCUAUCUAUCUAUCUAUCUAUCUAUCUAUCUAUCUAUCUCAGUCCAUUUCUGUUAAUGGCUAUCUAUCUAUCUAUCUAUCUAUCUAUCUAUCUCAUACAGAUAUUUCUUUAUAGCAAUCUUGAUAUCCAGGCCAACUUUAUUCAAAUCUCUCUUUAUAUCUAUCAGUUUUUCACUGAAUGUCCCUAUCUAUCUAUCUAUCUAUCUAUCUAUCUAUCUAUCUGUCUGUCUGUCUGUUUUUGUUCAUAUCAUAUACUCUUGCUUAACCAAUUCAAACUGUUCAUGUAUAUCACUUUGUGUUAUCUGUCUUUCUGUCUUUUCCUCUUCCACACACUCUCAGAUACAAGCAAAUACACUCAGUUGAAUAUCUAUCUAUCUAUCUAUCUAUCUAUCUAUCUAUCUAUCUAUCUAUCCCAGAUCGCUCUUUCUUUAUUUCUAUUUUUCUAUCAACUUUCCAGGAAGUAUCCUUUUCCAAAUUUCUCUCUCUCUCUCUCUCUCUCUCUCUCUCUCUCUCUCUCUCUUCCAGCCUUUUUAUAUCACUCUUUAUUUCUAUCUAUCUAUCAACUUGCCAGGAUUUGA
This is a messenger RNA of Acanthosepion pharaonis, 1227 nucleotides long. The record is from the annotation of a GenBank genome assembly. NCBI's taxonomy places the organism in Eukaryota, Metazoa, Mollusca, Cephalopoda, Sepiida, Sepiidae.